Salvelinus namaycush (lake trout) is the source of this 398-nucleotide messenger RNA. Its product is annotated as cAMP-specific 3',5'-cyclic phosphodiesterase 4A-like. Lineage: Eukaryota; Metazoa; Chordata; Actinopteri; Salmoniformes; Salmonidae. The transcript is spliced from 2 exons. Bases 81 to 398 code for a protein of 105 amino acids. The record is from RefSeq and is a predicted model, not a curated record.
UUGACACAGAGAGAGAGGGUGACACUACUGCAACUCUUUCCUUGACUGAGAGUGCAUUUGAGUUCACCGGACCACCACGUAUGAUGAAGGAUCACUGCUCGCCUCUUCACGCCUCCCCACCCGGACAUCCCGGGACCCCCAUACGGCAUGGCCACACUGCCCUGGGACCCCCACCGCGCUCUGUGUCGGACAUGGAGCCGCUGCGUCCUGAGUUUGUAUCUGCUGUGUGUCUGUUGACAGACGAGUCGUACCAGAAGCUGGCCAUGGAGACGAUGGAGGAGCUGGACUGGUGUCUGGACCAGCUGGAGACCAUCCAGACCUACCGUUCCGUCAGCGACAUGGCUUCCAACAAGGACUUCUUAACCUAUAAAUUCCUCAAGUUUUCACCGUCAUUGUGA